GAUUCUCUCCUGAUUUAGACCAUUCCACACUCUGCAAACAUUUUUAUCACAGACUACAGCCUGAUUAUCUGAUGAUAAUGGAGCGCCUAUUUCUGCUGGGUCUCACAUGCCUGAUCUUUAUGCACACAUCAGCAGCGAGCCCUGUAAACUCAACAGAAGGGUGUGAAUCCAUGUUCUGUACUAAGAAUGAAGUCUGCUGGAAGAUACAUGGAGGCUAUGGCUGUGCCUGUGGGAACAAUACAAAGCCCAACCCAUACACUUAUGACGCCAUUGAAACAUGUUCAGGAAGUACUGGAUCACUGUCUUUGUCUCGCUGUCAGCUCUUUGAGGCCGGAUAUUCUAUAGACACCCUCCACCUUAACAACCCAAGAUGCAAAGGAACACUCAAAGAAGGCAGCUUGGUGUUUUCCUUUGACAGCCAUGACAAAAUAUGUAACACAUCUCUGCAGAAUAACGGCACACACAUCAUCUUCAUGAACAGUGUUGGGACAACUAAUGGGACCGGUGUGAUCAGUCGCUCUGAAGGCCUCAACAUCAAUUUUUCCUGUUCCUAUCCAGUCAUCGAGAGCAUCUCCAUGCCUCUAGCCAUCUAUGCCAACAAAACUGUCAUCUACAAGGGUCUGUCUUCUGAGGGCUAUUACCAGAUCACCAUGAUCCCGUAUACUAAUGCUACAUUCGAUCAUCCGUACACUGGAAAUGUGACCCUAAAAGUAAACGAACAGAUGUACAUAGCUUUGGAAGUGACUCCGUUUGACAGCAGUCAGGUCGCUCUUGUGCUGGACCACUGCUGGGCCACUCCUUUCAACCAGAGUGACUCUUUCCCCCAAUGGGAUCUGAUCGUUAACGAGUGUCCAAACAAGUAUGAUAGCACAGUGAAGGUGUUUCAGAACGGCAACUCCACAGUCAGCCAAUUCUCAUUCAGGAUGUUCACAUUCACCGGCUUCUCCAACAAGAUCUACCUGCACUGCAAGGUCCAUCUCUGUCUGAAGAAGUCAGGAAACUGUCCAGCGCAAUGCCCUCAUCACAGAAGACGCAGAUCUGUGGAUUUCUUUGACUCAGCUUUCAUUUCCAUGGAAGUGUGAUUCGUCUUCUUGAAACUUUCUUUGAUUUUUUUUUCCUUUCUUGUUGCCCUGAGAAUUAUAAUCAUUAAGCAAUGAUAUGUAAUCAAAACAAACGGUUCCUAUCCGUAAGAUUUUGUAGGUGAUUUUAUUCUACUCUACUGAAUUAAUCACUAAUAAUAAAUCUGUCAAGCAUUU
Messenger RNA from Silurus meridionalis, 1256 nucleotides. RefSeq names its product uromodulin-like. The coding region runs from base 72 to 1082 and encodes 336 amino acids. NCBI's taxonomy places the organism in Eukaryota, Metazoa, Chordata, Actinopteri, Siluriformes, Siluridae. The transcript has 10 exons. The record is from RefSeq and is a predicted model, not a curated record.